AUGUCCGGAUCUCCGAUAGCCGCCCUUCGUCCACCUGUGUCGAAGAAGUCGCUUCGCCGUCGCUUCACGCCCUCAUUCCAGCGAGUCCUCGGAUCCGUCUCCUUACCCACCCCUCUCCAAAAGCUACCUGCAAUGGACUCCUUCACGACCAUCCUCUCGAUCUCCAGCUCUUCGGAGUCGACCGCGCAACCUCAAUUCCCCUCCAACGAAGAUUCAUCCUCGUCUACCCAGACCUACUGCGUCAUCGCGCGCACCGAGGACGCGGAGGGGCCGCUGUCAUUCGAUGGCAGCACUUCGACGCAGACCUACUGCGUCAUCGCAUGA
Molecule: messenger RNA, 324 nt
Organism: Punctularia strigosozonata HHB-11173 SS5
Lineage: Eukaryota; Fungi; Basidiomycota; Agaricomycetes; Corticiales; Punctulariaceae
Exons: 2
Coding region: 1-324 (107 amino acids)
Source: RefSeq, a predicted model, not a curated record